This is a messenger RNA of Zootoca vivipara (common lizard), 10529 nucleotides long. NCBI's taxonomy places the organism in Eukaryota, Metazoa, Chordata, Lepidosauria, Squamata, Lacertidae. The record is from RefSeq and is a predicted model, not a curated record.
UGCUCUACCCGGGGAGGAGGAGGAGGAGGACGGAUCUCGGAGGGGGGGAGCGGCUUCUGAGCGGUGGGGCUGCUCUCUGGAUCUGUCUCGCCGCCGCCUUCUUCCUCUUCCUCCUCCUCUUUGCCUCCCCCUCCGCUCGCGCCGCUGCCUUCCCAUAAACAUCUGGAGCAGGGGAGGGGCUUUUUUCCGCCCCUCUCUCUCUCUUGGAGGGGCUCUGGGCUAUUGGCAACCUCUGAAUGGCUCCGGGGGAGAGGAGAGCGCGAGUAGAAGUUUAGGUGUCAUAUCAAGUGAUGUUUUAAUGUGUGUGAGAGAGAAUGCCCCCCCUCCCACAGCUAGAACUUCCAAGGAUGCCUGUGGGCAGGAUUCCUGCCUUUCAGGGGGCUGGAUUAGAUGACCGUUGGGGUCCCUUGCAAGUCUACAAUUCUAUGAUUCUAAGCAGGUGUGCAUCAAAUCAAACUUCCAUAUCUCCUCAGCUGCGCCUUAGAGUGAGCUGCAAACCACUUGGAAAUGGCUUCUGCAAGCAACUUUGCCAGCUUGCUAUAAAAGAGCAUCACUGUCUCGGUUUCAACUUCCUCAUGCUUGAUUUGCUUGGAAGUGCCUCUGACUUUCUCUGUUUAGUACAAGUCAUUUGAAUCUCUUGAAUUUUGGUGGGUUUUUUUGUUUGUUUGUUUGUUUUAAAAGAAAGGCGGAAGAGAAGAGGCGCUUAUAAAAUUCCCACAGUGCUCUGCUCAAGUAUGUGAUGCUGGCUAUUACCUCCUUCCUGUGCCUAUCAUGAGCUAAUGUUAGCAACUGCAUCAGAGCCAAAUGGCUAUUAAACGGCUUUCAAUUUCCUUUAUGUGUAAAUUUGAAGUUCAACAUUUCCCUCCUCUUCCCUGGCAUGAGUACAAAUACUCUGUUUUCUGUAUUUUGUGUGGUUUAUGUGACAAGAUCCCCAGUCGCUUUUGCUGUUCCUACUCCACCCGCUUUUGAAAACAGAUCGGGAAGUAUUCUCAAAUGAAAUGGGUAGGCAAGCCGUCAGCUGACUGUUGCGGUUCCCACAUCCUUACAAAUGCUCAAGAGAGGAGCAAAGUCCUGCUUCUGGAAUAGUGUGCAAAGGUUUACCGUCAGCUCUCAAGACAAGGAGCAUUAUGUCUAAAACUGUAAUGAUGUAGCACAGGAACGCUGAAGAAUUGUGUUCGGUGGAAAUGAGUCAGAUUGAAAUGACAAGAGUUUGAGAAGAAUUAAUAGAGCGAAAGGGAGAGAGAAAUAAUCAAUUAAUCGGGAAGAGAUGCUCGGUUAUUUGCAAGUCGCGUUGCAACUUCCCCUUGCUCUGUUUCCCAGUUGCCAUCUGGAUUCUACCCUCUUCCUUUUUGUGGCUGCUAGUUUUAGUGACUGGCUGGAGUGGUGAUGGUCAGGGCAGGCCUUUGGGCCUCACUCAGCAGAAUGAGCAGGAAUCUCCUCAGACGAUGCAGCAGGGCCUGAAUUGGCCAUAUUCUAAAGUAACCUGCAUCCCCCACCCCUUUGGAUGGCAAACCGUAAGACUGUUCAGACUGUAAAUUUACUUCACUUCAGCGCUAAGCGUGUAUGGCUAUGGUUGGCCAUAACCUGGGAGGGCAGCUAACAUGGUGCCCUCAAGACGAUGUCGUCCUCCAACUCCCAUCAGCCCCAGCCAGCAUGGCUGAAGGUUAUUAAGGAUGAUGGGAUUUGUAGUCCAACAUCUGGAGGGUACAUCUGGUACAUCUCUUUCCUUGGAAGAGAGGUGGUAUGAAUAAAUAUUGAAAGGACAGAGCAGAGGUAUAGGGACUGAGGGCAGGCCUGGCCCGGCCCAGCCAUUAACCUUGUUGAGGCAGUUGCCUCAGGCGGCAGGCUGAGUACAGCUGGGAGGGGAGCAGAUCCAGGCCCUCAAGGAACUUGCUGUCUCCUGCUUCUCCCUGUCCUCCUUUUUUUCUCCCUCACUGCCUUGGAUCUUUCCCACGCCUUCUCCAGUCACCUCAGGCAGCUGAGGGGAAGGCAGUGAGGGGCACCAUUUUUUGUUUUGCCUCAGGCGGCGAAAUGUCUUGGACCGGAGCUGACCAAGGGGAACCCAGGGAUGAGGAUUUUUUUUAUAUAAAAAAAGCCAGGACCCUAAGUUACAUCUUUAUUGAGUUGCUGAGGGGUAAAUUGCUUGAUUUUUGCAUGAUUCGCAAACUCUUGUGUUUAUACGGGUGAAACUUGGAAAAUUAGAAUAUUGUUGAAAAGUGCAUUUAUUUCAGUAAUGCAACUUAUUAUUUUUUAUUUUCCUUUCAAUUUUUACAAAUGCUUUCUUUUGGAAAUUCCACAAUAAUAAAACAAAUAGUUACAAUAAUACAAAAAUAAACCUCGCUACUACAUUUCAUUAAUUACAUUCCAUUUAUAAUUGACCCGCCUAACGACAAAUAAUUACAAUUACAACAAAUAAAGGCUUGACAUAUCUUGCUUUGCAUGUCAUGCAUCUAUCUCAUAUUUUGGUUUCACCUUUUAAGUUGCAUUACUGAAAUAAAUGCGCUUUUUGACGAUAUUCUGAUUUUCCGAGUUUCACCUGUAGGAGCGUAUUGUUUGCUACCCAUUUCUUUUCCCUAAAGGAGGGGUUGCUUUUCAGCUGCAGGGAAAUAGCACAGAAUUCUCUUUUGUUACUCUUCCUAAACAGGUCUGAGGAACCUGUGUCUCUGGCUGAGCUUACAAUUCCCAUCACCCCUGAGCAUUGGCCAUGUUGGACGGGACAGCUGAGAAUUCCGCUUUGAGAAUAUAUGUUGAAACCAUUUAAGAACCCAUUUUAUUACACUAAAAAAGUUCAGUUAAAAACAAACAAGCCCUAUCUAAUAAUGAUGCAAUAGUUGUGAGUUUCCUGUAGCAGCAGCAGCGUGGACAAUAUGACCUCUGACAUCAUUUUAACUCUUGAGUUUAAAGUUGUACAGUUUGUUUGCCACUCUGAGCAACCUAAGAUUAAAUAUAUCCGAUGGCAGAGACCGCAAGUACUGUUCCUCGUUGCUUGUCAACUUACGUGCCUGUUUGGCAGUUACCUUCAUGCAAAAUGUGAAUUGUACAGUCAAAAGAGUUGAAGCAGAUCAUAUGAAGCAUGGCAGGAUCUUAGUUAAAGGAUUUAUUGUUGCUUUGACCCACCUAAGGAGGCACAUUUUACAGUGUGCGUAUCUAUAGGUGCCUAUUCUGAAGGUUAAAUAAGAAGCCUGAAUUGUAUUGGAAGCAAAUGUAGGCAUUUACACUGUGCAGAUGAGUGCUGUGCAUUCCCUGCAAGCAUUCACUUAUUUAGGGUUACCAUGUUUCAAAAACUGAAAAUCUGGACACAAGAGAUGUUGAACUUUUGUUUGGCAAAAUCUCAAAAAACCAAAGUUUUUGAUCUAUUUUUAAGGAACACCCAAAACGACACCGGUGACAUGUGUUGCCAUACAGCUGGAUUUUCCUGGAUGUUUUUAGCAAUUUCCGCCCAGACACUGUUUCUGGCAGCUGAAUCCCAGCUGUGUCCGGGAAAUUCUGGAUGUAUGGCAACCCUAACUUAUUUUACAAAUCCAUAUGUUUCUCUUUCCACCCCACUCCCCUGCCAAUCUUCUGCUGGUUCUUCUGUUGCAGCAGCUGUGAGAAAUGCUGUCGCUGGGGAAUUGUAAGCAACAGCAGUCGUUUUGCUAGUCAUUUCUUAUUGUUCGAUUGAAUCUCAUCGGUUUUGAGAUGGUGAUAAAACUUAUGUGGAAUCAAUUAUCAUUUCCCCACCCCCAUGCAUUUGGAACCAAUGGUUAAAGAACAUGAAAGUAUUGGGGAAGGGGAGCCAUUUGUUAGCAAUGCCCCCAAUUUUACUCGUACUAGGAGUAGGCCUCUUGAAAUCAAUGGGCUUACUCCGAGUAUGACUAAAUCUGGAUAAUCAGCCUAUGUUUGCAAAGUGAAAACUGCAAAUAUAUAUCAGGCAUAGCAUAGACACAAAAACAACAACAACUGUGCUUGUGACAAGGUGCUCUGGGGCAGAGAAGAGUGAUUUCACUUUUGAUUAUCUUCAUAUUCUCUUUUCUAGUUUCUUGAUGCUUAUCUGGGUUUCCUUUUCAAGGAAGUAGGAAGUAAAUUGGGUAUUUCCAAUUGGGAGCUUAUUGACAGCACUGACUACUAGCACAAUAAAAUUAUUCUGCCUAAUUGUUUAUAACUGUGAGAUAACUACAACUUGCUCAUGACUUAAAUUUGUUGUGUGACACAAUGAGAUGCUAGAUGUCAGAUCCACCCAAAGUCCUAUUGACACUAAUGGCAGUGUCACCUCUCCGGCUGAAACUAAUGGGACUUAGCCACACAUGCAAAAAUGAAGCAUUUUAAAUGGGAAUAUUUACUUUCCCAGGCUUUAGUAUUUCCUCUCUGUUUAAUUUCUCCUUUCAUAAGUUUUCUCCAUGAAUAUUGGAAUGGUUCUUGCUGGAGUGCUGAGCAAAAAAUGAAGAAUUAAAUCCCCACGAGGAUUGCUAAAGGUUUUUCUGUAACGCAUAACUGUUGCACAGAAAUGGCGCAAUAAGAUUUUGUGGUUCUUCUUUUCUUUUCUCGCAAGGACAGAAGAGUCUUGCAAUGUUGCACUGAACUGUUUUCCUGUAGGCUUAAAUAAAUGUUGCGGUUGUUCGUUGUUUUUAUUUAGGGAAUGUAUGUGCUGCCAUUAUCAAUCAGGUACAAUGGUAGAGUGAUGAUUUGCGCCCUCCAUGGUGUCCCACAAACUACGAACAUGAAAAGACAAUAGUUAAAGCAUUGAAAUCUGGGUAGAACUCCUAAUAGAACUUAGGAGGAUAGAUGGAAUUCAGCCAUGUAUGGAAUUCCCAUUAACUUCCCUUCUGCCAGCCUUAAGCAUUGCAUUAGCAAAGAUGUUGAUCUCACUUUAUGCUAACCAGGAGUCCCUCUUACCUACCGUAGGACUUGAAACCAAAUCUGCUUCCAGGCAACCUGUGGAUUGAGCAUUUAUCCCGAUUUGUUCAUACAAAAUUUGCAGCAAUGGCUAUUUACCGAACAGUUUGUUUGUGGGGAAUUUAGAUAUGUUGGCAUAGGUUUGCUGAGGGUACCACAUUGGGUACAUUGAUCUACAUGAAUAAUAACCACGGCUGGUUCCAGUGGUUCCUUCAAAGGUUAUCCUACACACAAAGGUUAUCCUACUCUUCCCAGUGCAAUUCCCCAUCACUUUCCUUACUGCGAAAAGUGGUGAGGGACAGUGAGUUUGCUGCACAAGAGUUCCAAAGCAGCUUUAAGUAUGCAACCUGAAAUUCACCAAUAUGUGACUGAAUCCCACCCAAAAGUAGUGACUGGCUGAAGGGAGGCAAGCUACUAUAGUUCUUGAAUCUACUGUACUUCUUCUCUGUUCCUUUAUAGGGAAUCCUGGUUCGCAUUAGAUAUGUUUGCAUUAACGCAGAUAACCGACGUAAUUCUCCGCCAUGGUUCAGGUCGAUGGCGAGCAUGCAGCCUGCUUCUGGUCUCUUUAUCGCCACUUAAAAUAUGGUUAGCAUGACAUCUUCCCAGGCCCUUGGAGUUAUUGGCACGGAAUACUACUAAAGAAGGAUAGCAGGCUGUGUUUCUGAUGCUGCCGCUCAUGAAGUCAGCCUCUUAUGUAUGGCUGCGACAUUGGUAUGCAUUGUGCUGGAUGUGGCACAAGGGGUUUACCGACUGUGCAGCAAGGAAUCAACAAGAUAUUGUUUGGUUUCUGAAUGGGACUGGGAGAAUAGUGCUCACAACUUUAUGUCAGGGUGCUUCUUCCAGGAAAUUACACAAUGAAAUAAGUGUUUGGAUCACAGCGGCCUUGUGCUGUGGGGUUGGACAAUUAAAUAAUGGAAACCUCUGUAAAAGUUUUAGAACUUUAGCCGCUGAAGAGAUGCAUUAAAAGCAAACAGGAUUGCAAACAGGAAGCUGCCUUAGUAAGGAACUUUCAAUGCUUAUAAGGAAGCUAAUGGGCUAUAGUUCCCUUAGAGGAAACCACACAGAAGUUUUUCAGAAAUUGCUUCUCACUGACUUCAUGGGAGCUCUCUGGAUUCCUGCUCUGCCUUGCAGUGGAGUCAAGCAAUCUCCUUCGAAGAGGGCAUUGAUGAAGGAAGGAGCUGGUGUCUGGUUUCACAGUGAUAGAAGAACAUUUUAGGUUUAAACCAUGCCUGUUCCCCCUCCUCCAGCUCCUCCCCCUCCCCCAACACUUGCUGUGGCAAAUACAGAAAAGCCUAGCUUAAACAGAUCAGAGCAAGCAGGGCGAAAUGCUCUUCUCUCCGAUAUUACCAAAGGGAAAAAACUUAAGAAGGCUGUUACCAACGACAGGAGUGCCCCAGUCUUUGAAAAACCUAAAGGGUCUGGUGGUGGAGGUGGCUUCACGAGCAGUAGCAGCAGCGGUGGUGGCAGUAGUGGCGGUAGUGGCGGCAGCUAUGGUGGAGGAGGACCCCCUGGUUUAGGAGGUCUGUUCCAAGCGGGGAUGCCCAAACUCCGAUCUGCAAACAGGGAUAAUGAUUCUCCAGGAAGCAGGGCUCCAGUGUUCCCACCGGGAGGAAAAGCAACAUCUGCAAAGCCCUUUUCACUCCCAGGUGGUGCAGGAAGGUUUGCAGGUCCUUCUUCUGGGCAAAGAACUGCCGUUCCGGAGCCACAGAGGAGCCGAAUGCCUCCACCGAGACCUGACCCUGGUUCCAGGGCCGAUAUGGGUGCUCCUCCCGUGCCAAAUACUCCAAGACCUGUCCCAUCAACGCUGUACAAUCGAGGACCCCCUCCUGUGCCGGGAGCCAGCAGGCAAGUCAGCUUAGGCCUCACACCUCCGCCUUUCCCAGGAAACAGAUUCGGAGGGUCCCUCCGCCAGUCGUCGCAAGGGAGUCUUCCUUCUCCUUUCGCAAACAGGCCUCCUCUUCCUCCGGCCCCAGGCAGGCCGACAGAAGACAAGCCUCCACCGCCGCCACCCCCAGCAGGAAGUAGGCCACCUCUCAACCGGGAAGCUUCCUUGCCACCGCCUCCUCCACCUCAAAACAACAGGCCUCCGGUUCCUUCCACGCCUCGGCCAUCCUUUGGAUCUCAGGUCCCUCCUCCACCACCUCCAAGCAGGCCAGGCCCGCCUCUGGUUCCACCGACGUCCGGCGGAAAUGAUGAGAUGCCGCGGCUUCCUCAGAGGAAUAUAUCGCUAGCAUCUCCUUCUCCGCCGAGCCUGCCUGGUUCCUGUCGCUCUGGACCUCUCCCUCCGCCACCAGGCGAGAGGCCGCCACCUCCUGUCAGAGACCCGCCCAGCAGAUCAGGACCCCUUCCUCCACCUCCCCCGCCAAUAAGCAGAAACGGUAGCACUUCACGGGCAUUGCCAGCUACCCCGCAGCUUCCUUCCAGAGGCGGGCUUGAUAAACACAGAGGCGGACCACUUCCUCCUCCACUUCCUCCUGACAGGCCUGCUUCUGGAGCGCCUCCCCCACCACCGCCACCUUCAUCCGCCAUGCGAAAUGGCUUCCAGGAUUCUUCAUGCGAUGAUGAGUGGGAGAGCAGAUUUUCCUUCCAUCCUAUGUCUGACCUGCCACCUCCAGAGCCAUAUGUGCCAAUGAACAAAAGCUACCCCAGUAAGCUAGCAAGGAAUGACAACAGAAGUGGAUCCAGUCGUAGGGAAAGAGGUGCUCCACCACUUCCACCUAUUCCAAGGUGAAGUGGGGCUUCUGACCUCUUUGGGGAUGUGACUGCUUUUCUGAAACUUCCCUUGAACCCAGCAGUCUUGUCAAAAGGCUUCCUUUCAUGCCGCACUUUUUUUGGGGGGGGGGGAUCCCACUCUCGUUAUCAUUUUCAGAUCAAGCUGUCAGAAUCCUGCUCAGGUUGUUCCUGCCGAUUUCCACCUUGGUUCUACAAAUCAAAGAUUUUGUGAACAGUAAUCCAAAUCCCCAUUUUUGGGAAUUUUAAGUUACUUUGAAAUUAAUGGAGACUUGGUUCCAAUAAGGUGCUUAGUAUUGGAGGAGUGGUAUAUUAUUAUUGUUUUUGUUUUACCUUGAAAACUGUCUUGCAAGGCAUAGUGGGGACUGUAUAGAUCACAUUUUGGAGCUCGGUCGAAGUCUUUCCAGUACCAUCAAAAAGAGCCAAGACUUUUAGCUUGUCUUGUAGUGCGGGACAAUAACAUUUUACAAAAUUCAAGUCUCUGUUACAUUAACCUGAAACAUAGCUUCCUUGACAACCUUCCAUAUUUCUUUCCAUGAUAAAUAUGAUUCGUAGCACUUCCUUUCCCCCCAAUUUGCAGUCUUGUCUGAGAUUACUGAUCAAAUUGAUCAAAUUAGUUUGACGAUUAGAGGUAGGGGAAAAGAACUACAUGGCACAACUUUUAAUACAUUCCGUCUCUGGAAAGAGUUGGGAUUCAUUGUGUGUGUGAACAUUCUUACUCUCUCUCAGGCAAUCAGCUACACCUUUAAUGAAUUGUAGCCCUUCAGAGACCAAAAGAAUGUUGCUCUAUGUUUGCCAUAGCAUCAGUAGCAACUUUUAACAAAUCCACCGAAAAUGCCUAUGCCGCAAUUCAGGGUGUGGUACGUACACGGAAGCAGGCUUCCAAGCAUGUAAAUCUAGCUGGAGGGAGGGAGGUGUCUACAACCAAAUACUGUGUACACAGGUCCUCCCUGCCGUCCCAGAGGCAGGGACAGUGUGCCCAGAGAUCUCCAUUUUCUUUAUUUUUUAAAAAAGCAAAAGAGCUAAGAUCUUGCAGGUGGACUUUUCAGCAUUGGAAAUUGCGGUGUCUUCUAGCCAAACAGCUGGAUUGGUGGAGUUUCAUAUUUUGGAAGAAGAAGAAAAAAGUAUUGGGGGCUUGCAGGUGCUACAAAACAACAAGAUUCAAGGUGUCAUUGUCAUCUUGGAAGUUAAGUUCUUCUUUUGCUAACAGUUAUGCUGUUGGGCUUUUCCUCUGGGGUGAGUUUUAGCCCCGUGGUUUCUGAAUCGGUGGUUCUGCAAAAUGAAUCGUUGUAAAGCUCUCUCCUUUGAACUAUGCAAGGCAAAUAUUCAAAGUUAGUGUACAUAAGCAACAAUAGAUGCUAAUAAGACUCUUUCUGUGGCUUUUGGCUAACACCUCUGCCCUGAGCUUCCAUUUCUUUCAUGGUACCAUUGAAACUGUUCUUAGCUAUGAAAAGAUUUUAUUUGGCUCCUGUGUGCUGAAGACACUCCCCUCUCCUUUGAUGUGGCAGCUGUUAAUCAAGCAUCCAGCUGCAAGCAGAAAGUGUCAGCAGGAGACAUUUGAUUGACCUGUUACAAGCUCUUUUCUUUCCACGAGGUGCAAAACAGCUGGACAGCAUUUUAAAGUUAUGGUUUUGUUGCAAAAUUUCAUUACUUUUCGCAGGAAUUUUCUUGUCAUUCUGACAGUUGAUAAGUGUGUUUACUCUUUCACAACUGAUUCAUCUUUACACACAUGAGAGAAAUGUGGUCCUUAAUUGGAACAUGAUUGAGAGUGGAAUGACUAUUUAUGGAAGCUCUGAAGAUGGCUCUCUUGUACACAUUACUAUGCAAAUUGGAGACAAAAGGAUGACUUUUCUGGUGAUGUCAUGAAUGAAAAAGUGGGAAGAUGGAAGAUUUGUAUUAUAGUACUGUAUAAUAAUAUCCAAAGUUAAGUUGUGGUGGGACAGUUGGAGCAAGAUUUCCUUAGAGAUGCACAUGAAAAGUAUACUUAGAUCUUUGGGGAAGAUUUGAAAAGGAACUCAGAAAUAUUCACAAUGGUGCAGCCAAGGUUGCACUUUGCUUUAGACCAGAGGUUCCGAAACUGUGGUGGUCCAUGAACUUCAUUCAGGUGGUCUGUGGCAUGUCUGUGAAGAACACUUACAAUUUGAAUUUAAUGGAAUUCAAAUGGUUGUAAUAGUAAAGUACAGUAUAAGAAAUAAAACAAGCCAUAAAAAUACAACUAAAGCUCACACUGCAAUUGUAAUUGCUCGUUACAAUGGCUACAACAGGCAAAUAAUAAUAAUAAUCAAGAGGUCUGCCAAGACCCAUAGCAAUUAUCAAGUGAUCUGUGGGAAGAAAGGAAGCCACUACUUUAGACUAUGUGCAUUCCCAUUGAUGAUAAAUAAAGCAGGCUGGAGCUUUAGGAUGGAGAAACAUUGCUUUGCAUUUUCAAUGUGUGUACAGAAAUAUGUAUGUAAAAGCUUUUUUUAUGACUCUUUUUCAUUAAAUGGAAAAAAAAGUUAUUGGGUAGCUUUAGGUCUUAUGUUGAGGUGCAUUUCAUGAGCCCACUCUUGUGAAGGAAUCCUUGCAGUUGAAUAUAUUUCAGGGACCCAAAGAUUCCACCCACACAGGUCUCGUUGCAAACUUGGAAGGACCUUUUUCAGCCAUGAGCACAGCAACAUCUUACAAUACCUUUUGGGAUCAAGCAUAGUCUACAAUAAUGGAUUUUUCAGCAAACUCUUUUCCUAUGCACUUAACAAUCCUUUACAUAUAUGCAGUAUUAAUUAACAGUUCCAGUUUCAGCUCAAUUAGUAUUUCUCUGUGUGUUUAUUUUUUUUAAAAAAAAGCAGGAUGUAAAAUGUUAAAUUAUUACAUACAUUUUUGUUCCUGGAAUGGAACACUUUAGCCUUCUGAAGAACAAAUGAAGUACAAAGUUUUACAGUGGGGAUUUU